Molecule: messenger RNA, 1074 nt
Organism: Juglans regia (Persian walnut)
Lineage: Eukaryota; Viridiplantae; Streptophyta; Magnoliopsida; Fagales; Juglandaceae
Product: strigolactone esterase D14
Exons: 2
Coding region: 93-923 (276 amino acids)
Source: RefSeq, a predicted model, not a curated record
CCACACUAAAGAGGGCCUUGCUUUCAACUCUCCUCUAUGUACUAAUUUUCUGCCUAGCUAGAUAGCUCGCUUUUCUUCUUCCUCUUCCAAACAUGGUACUGCUAGAAAAUGGCAUCAUCUCAACUGCCAUGAACUCAAAAAUCAUUGGCUCGGGCAGUGAAGUCAUAGUUCUAGCACAUGGGUAUGGAGGAGACCAGUCUGUCUGGGACAAAAUCCUGCCCUCCUUGGCUCAACAUUGCCGUGUUCUUGUCUUCGACUGGACCUUUUCUGGUGCUGUCGAAGAUCCGAACCUCUACGAUCCUGUCAAGUACUCUUCGUACGAUGCUUUUGCCGAUGACUUGAUUUCUCUCCUGGAUGAGAUGAACCUUCAAUCCUUGGUUUUCAUCGGGCAUUCCAUGUCUGGCAUGAUUGGAUGCAUCGCUUCCAUCAAAAGACCUGAGCUCUUUAAGAGGCUCGUACUCAUUGUAUCUUCUCCAAGGUACAUAAACAUGGACGAUUACGAAGGCGGAUUUGGGAACUCGGACAUUGAUCAGAUCAUCUCAAACAUUGAAUCCAAUUAUCAAAACUGGACCUCAGCCUUUGCUUCUCUUGUAGUCGACGCAAAAGAUCCCCUCUCGGUUGAUAAGUUUGCAAAAUGCUUGAAAAGAAUGAGACCCGAAGUGGCACUUCCCUUAGCCAAGAUUGUAUUUCAAAGCGAUGAACGAGAGGUUCUUGAAAAGGUGAUUACACCAUGCACAAUCAUCCAGACCACCAAUGAUUGUGUCGUCCCAAAUUCAGUGGCACUCUACAUGCAGAAGAAAAUCAAGGGAAAAUCGACUGUGGAGAUGAUAGAGGGUGAUGGGCAUUUUCCACAGCUAACUGCUCACCUCCAGCUCCUUGAGGUGCUAGGGCGUGUCCUGGGUUUUGAUCUUAGUCGUGAUUAAUUAAUUAAGAAAAAAUAUAUAAUAAGAUAAUAUCAUGGGAAUUGUUAUUUUAUUAAUGUUUUGUGCUUAUAAUUAAUGUUGUCCUGAAAUUGUUAGUAUGGUGCUUGUAAACGAAUUGGUGGAAAUAAAUUGCUAGUCUUUGCCGUGUCAA